Quercus lobata is the source of this 744-nucleotide messenger RNA. RefSeq lists its product as uncharacterized. The transcript has 2 exons. Bases 1 to 744 code for a protein of 247 amino acids. The record is from RefSeq and is a predicted model, not a curated record. NCBI's taxonomy places the organism in Eukaryota, Viridiplantae, Streptophyta, Magnoliopsida, Fagales, Fagaceae.
AUGUUUAACGAGAUUGAUGGUGACUUUGAUGACAUGACCAUCAGCACCUUCAAGGUCGGCCUCCCAGCCGAGCACAGUUUAAGGAAGUCUUUGACUGGCAAGCCUGUCAUCAGUGUGUGCCAACUCAUGGACCGAAUUGAUAAAUACAAGAGGGUUGAGGAAGACCAGCAGCUGGGGAAAGGAAAAGCUAAGGGGAGUCAUUUGCAUCAUUCUACUGGCCAGGGGAGCCAGAUAGGUUCGGAACCCCAGAGAGAUACUUCUUCAAGACCUCCUCCAGAAAUGAUCAAUGUCAUCUUUGCUGCUCCAGGAAAGACCGAUUCUUGUCCCUCUAGAGUGAUGUCUGUGGCUCGACUGUCCGCUAAGGAUAAUAAUCUGGAGCCGAAGAAGGCUAGAAUGGAUAUCCAAUCGACACUAAGUUUUUCGAACGAGGAUAAGAUUGGAACCAUACAGUCCCACGAUGAUGCUCUGGUGGUCACGCUCAAAAUUGGUGGGUAUGACGUGAAGAGGGUGAUGGUGGACCAAGGCAGUGGUGCGGAAAUUAUGUACCCCGACUUAUACAAGGGGCUGAAUUUGAGACCCAAGGACUUGACCGCCUACAAUUCUCCUUUGGUGAGUUUUGAUGGGAAGAUAGUCAUUCCGAGGGGUCUGAUAAGAUUACUCGUGCAAGCUAGUUCAGAAGUGGUGGAGGUAAACUUCAUCGUUGUAGACAUCCAAUUUUACAACUUGUAUUUAACCAACCGGUAA